AUGAACUUUGAAAAAAGACGUCUAGAUACCUUACCGAAAGAGAUAUGCUACCAGAUUAUGGAGGAGCUACUGGCUCUCCGCAACACGGGUGGUAUGAUAACUAAAUUACCUAGAUCAAGAUGGCCACUCAAAUACGGGUUCAAGCCAGCGCUCCAGACACAAGUGCUUCGCGUCAACAAGAAUUUGUAUACUAUCGGCCGAACUGUACUUGACCGUUCAAAUAGAUGGGUAAUCGUAGAUAUGGACUGCGCAUACCUGUUAAUCCAAUGGGCUUCUGCAUUCCUGGAGAUGAUCACCGUAGAUUUGAAUUCAGUUCAGCAUCUGCCACCUGGCAUGAUGCACAUCCGCAUCAAACUCUUUACUAAGACCUCAAUAUGCGCCCCGUCCUACAGACGUCUUUGGCCCAAGGGCAUGCCCGAGCGACAGAUCAUACUCAUCCCAGCCAGCCAACUCAACAGCUUCGUCUGGGCUCUUCGAAUAGUCGAACUCGCACACUCACUGCGAAGGAUGCCAGGUUCACUAUAUCGAAACCGUAUAACCGACAAGUCAUACAAAGUAACCACCGGCCAACACGGCCUAACCAUCUGCAUCAACCUGAACCCAGCCUACCCCCCCUCCCUCCUCCACACUUCCCUCUCCCACUUCCGACUCCUCCACAGCCCCCUAAACGACCUCUCAAUCGUCAACCCCCCAGACCCCCACCAAGCCCAUGCUAUCGAAUCUUCAAUCCGCGCUCCCCGCAAUCUCACCACCGACUCCACAUUCUCCGAAGUCCUCCUGCACAUCCUCGACAUCAUAGCGCUUGCUGACCGCAUAUCUCAGCAGGGCUUCGCCAGCUGCAUCCCAAUGCUCUACGAACAAGCCCACGCAAUGUCAUUUAACAUAUCACAUAACGAUAAAACCGCCUGGAACGGCUGGAUCACGGAUGCCACAGCACAUGAUUCGUGCUUCGGGCUACUCGUCUUAUGUGCUGGUGCUACGAACGCCAUGCUGCAUGACCUGUGCAGUCGGCGGAGUGUAGAGUUUUCAGACCCGGAUUUGGCGAUUGCACGGCAUAUGGGGCGGGAUAGUGUGGCGUUGGUUGAGGGGACGGGGGUGAGGGAGCAGUUGCGGGCGUUUGUUUACUUGGUUAAUGGGUUGCAUUGUGUCUUUUCGUGCAAGGUAAGGGGGCAGCGGGGCCUGGAUGUUAAUGUGCUGCUUUUUGGGCUGGGGCUGUUGGUUCAGAGUCAGUGGUAUGUACAGGGUAUGACGAGGAAUAAAAGGGGUUUGUUCCGUGCGGCGUGGAAGAUGUGUGAGAGGGUUUUGGGGAUGGAGUGUGGUGGGCGGUUUGAUAAUGCUGUUGCGGAUGUUAUUGGGGAUUUUGGGAGGUGGUUUGGUGAGUAUUUGAAGCCGGUAAAGUGGCGUGUGCAUGAGAGUCUUGUUCCGGAGGUGCUGAGGAGAAAGGGGGUGCUGGGGAAGAUGAGGAAUGCGUCGCUUUUGACGCGGGAGGGAUUGGAUCGGUAUCUUGUUAUUGAUACUUUUCAGGUGGAGGCUGGAGCGCAAGGGGACUUCUAUCUUCUCUGA
Molecule: messenger RNA, 1563 nt
Organism: Bipolaris oryzae ATCC 44560
Lineage: Eukaryota; Fungi; Ascomycota; Dothideomycetes; Pleosporales; Pleosporaceae
Exons: 1
Coding region: 1-1563 (520 amino acids)
Source: RefSeq, a predicted model, not a curated record